This is a messenger RNA of Triticum dicoccoides, 974 nucleotides long. Its product is annotated as RING-H2 finger protein ATL39-like. The transcript has a single exon. Bases 165 to 701 code for a protein of 178 amino acids. The record is from RefSeq and is a predicted model, not a curated record. NCBI's taxonomy places the organism in Eukaryota, Viridiplantae, Streptophyta, Magnoliopsida, Poales, Poaceae.
CUCGGCAGAAAGAAACACCUCCCAACCUCUGCUUGCUUGCUCCCGCCGCUCCAAAGCUUCGCGUCGCCUGCACCGCACCGGUGGUGCACAGUGCAUCAGCUGCUCGAGCUGCGGCGGCUGGUUCCGGCGCCGGCGAGCGGGUCGACCGAGAGGGCAUUUCCAAGAUGAACGCGCCCAGCUCGUGGCUGUUCGCGGACAACUCCAAGUACAGCACCCGCGCGCGGCUGAUCUUCAUGGGCCUCUCCUUCGCCAUCGGCAUCCUCACCUUCCUCGUCUACCUCGCCAUCUGGUACACCUGCAGCCGGCGCGGCCGCCGCAGCCGCGACGCCGGCGCGGGCGCGGGGGACCUCGAGGCCGGCCUCGCCGCGGCCGCGGCCGAGCGCGGCAUGAGCGACGCCGCGAUCGCCGCGCUCCCGACCUUCUUGUACGAGGAGGCUGACGACGUGGACUGCGCGGUGUGCCUCGGGCAGCUGGAGGCCGGCGAGAAGGCGCGGCGGCUCCCCAAGUGCGCGCAUUUGUUCCACGCCGAGUGCGUCGAUGCCUGGCUGCGCGCGCACUGCACCUGCCCCAUGUGCCGCGCCCCCGUCGGCCCCGCCGCCGCCACCUCCUCCAAGAAGGACGGCACCGCUGACACCCCCACCCCGGCGCCGGCGCCGGCGACGACAGCGACGGCGGAGGCGCUGCCGCUGCCACCAGUCUAGGCUGCGCGUGGCUGCCGGCUCUCCGCGUGCCUGAACCGAGCCGCACGAUCGGAGAAUAGCUAACAGUGAGUGAUCGGUCGGUCGACUAGCUAGCUGACAUAGGACUUAUUAUAGAGGCCUAAUCGAGGUGAUUUAUUUGGUUCGUAGUACGUGCGUGUACAGAAGUAUCUGUGACGUCGACUGUAUUAUUCUUAGUAUUAGAAUUAUUACCAUUCUACUAGUAGAUGGCCAGUUCUGAUUUUUGUUUGAUUGAGUGAAUGAAUCUAGCGCUCC